CCCAGAACCCGCGUCCCGCAGAACCACGUAGGACGGCUGAGGUGUGAGACGUUGUUUGCUGAGUGUCCCCGAUUUUAUUAAAAGAAGUCCGUGUACAUUUGCGACUGCAUCGUUGAUCAUCCGGCCGUUUUACUUGAUUCAUCGGGAUGGAGAUCGAAGAAGCAUUCGGGACGACAAGAAGGACUGACCGACGCGGACCGACAGAAAUCCACAGCGAGAAGAUCGCCAUGAUUUUCGUCCCGCGUUGAACAAGAUUCAAGAGACAAUACCAGAAUCGAUCUGCGACUCGGAGUCGCGAAGAGGCUUUCCUGGAAUGCAGAUUUAUGGCUCUCGAAUCGACCGAUCGGUAAAAAAUAAGCGUCUCCUACCGCGUAAUGGCACGCCCAAAACCGGUUCGCCGUUACUCGGAAGGGACGCCGACAGCCGCCAUGUUGAAUUCCCCGAGCGCCGACUUAAUCCAAUAUGAAAUUUGUAAGUGCGUGAAAUACCUGGGAAAUUGAGAACUGAUGGUUUACUCGGUUACCCUCGGCACGUGCCGAGCUUGGUUGAUUUUUAGUCCUAACGGGCAUUUUCGCGAACGUUAUCAGGUCGUUCUUUUGAGGUUAACUCCGGUGCCCGAUGGAAUCGACUGCGGAAGGGACGAGAUAUAGACGCCGCGUAUGUCUAAUUAGGGAAUAAAAUGUAAUAUCUCCUUGGCAAAUGCCGAGCUUGAGAAAAUCAGAGAAUCUUUGCCCCUGGCGUAGUCCAGGCUUGGUUGAUUCUGGUCCUAACGGAUCUUUUAUAGAAUAGCGAUUAAAAUGUACCGAGUGAAUGAAUGUGUGUUUUAUGGAAACUCGCUCGCGUAGAUUAUUCAUCCGAACAUACUUUGUAUGCCACCCUCGUAUUUGUUAAGGCCCCUUGGUGCGAACCAAGCUUGGGAAAAUAUAGAUGCAAAUAAUUCCCCUCGGUGCAAGCCGAGCUUGAGUGAUAUUUCGUCCUAACGGACGUUUAGCUUUUAACCGAGGGAACUUAGUUUAAUUUUAUUUAUAAGUAAAUAUAGCUAACGCACGCACGCCGAGUAAGCUAUCCACUUUAAACUUUUUACCGGAAUUGAUCUGGUCGAAUGUGUAAUAGUUCGGUGGAACCACUCAUGCAGCUACUUAGAAAUUAUACUCGGGAAGAUAAAAUAUUUACUUCCCGUAGUUUUUACAUGGAGGCUGUUGCAAAUUGGGCCUGUAUUUUUUUUUUCAACGUCAUUUCUUUAGCAGUUAUUUAUAAAUUACGAGAAGAUAUUGAACUCGUAACUUAGAAUUCUGAAAUGAAGACUGCAGUAAAUUUUAUUUUAUUUUAUUUUUUUUCAACUCUGUGAAUCCUUCACGGGUAUUUAUGAGUAUAACAUGAAGAUUCAACUCUGAAGAUUCAACUCUGAAGAUUCAACUCCGAAGAUUCUGACAUUGGCAACCGUACCUGUUUUUUCAUCUCUAUUUUUAGUUCUUGCAAAUGAACGAGUACAAAAAUAGAUUCUUAACGCAGUUCUGCAUUUUUAAAAUCAUUAAAUUCUGCAAAAUUUAUAAUUCAAUUUUAUUUAAUAGCAUAUAAUUGAGGAGAUCAAAUUAAUUUUAUCAAGAUUAAACUUACUGUCUCAUUAUUAUCUCUUAUUAUCUUAUUAUUAUCUUAUUAUUAUCUCUGCAUUGCUUAUAUUCGUUCAAAUUGCAAUCAAAUUCCUAUGAGAUUUAAUCUCUGGAGUUUGCUAGUAUAUAAACUUUCAUUUGAAUGGACAAUGAAAGAGGACACCUUCUGACAGAAAAUCAUUAUCUGGAAGAUCCAUGGUUACACGACACUGUAGAUUCAUUAUAUCGAAGACGGAUACAUCUCUCCAAGGAUUUUGAAGACGUUCUUUUCUCAAGGCAGACGGUGGAUACUGGAACAACCUGGUUGCGGCAAGAUCUAGCUACGAAGCAGCUAUGGAGAUCCAGUGUAUUGAAAUUGGAUGCAGCUGUUCCGCCCAAGGUUUUUUUGAGCUGUGGUUUUCCCUUGGGACAUUGGGUGAAUACCGGAACAAGCGGUUAUGGCAAGAGUCCACAGCAGUGAAGAUAAAUUCCUCUCCAUAACCUGGAGCAAAGCUGUUCUAUGCAUCAAAACAUUAAAAUGUUGAAAAAUUCAUGAUAAUAGAGUGAUGAAUACCGAAUAUGUUUAACAUUUAAAUCAAUAUAUUUUUGGUCAAAGAGAAAUUCCAUUUCAUUAGAAUCAUCAGUUUUCCAAUUUUAUCAAGAAAUGAUAUUAAAUAUACUUGUAGUUUUACAUGAAGAUUUAAAGGCGAGUUGAAAUAUUAA
This is a messenger RNA of Orussus abietinus, 2312 nucleotides long. RefSeq lists its product as uncharacterized. Lineage: Eukaryota; Metazoa; Arthropoda; Insecta; Hymenoptera; Orussidae. Bases 1753 to 2070 code for a protein of 105 amino acids. The record is from RefSeq and is a predicted model, not a curated record. The transcript is spliced from 2 exons.